UUUUUUUUUUAAUAUUUUUAUUCAUAUUCUUACAUUAACUUUCUCAUUUGAGUAAGCUAAACUAUGGCAGUUAUAUCUACUCUUUUGUCAGGUUUUUCAAUCACGACUUUUAUUUAUAAAGCCUUUAUGGCCAUUGCUCUUUAUUGGGCAUUCCAUAUCUUGUCUCAAUUGGUUAUCCCCAAGAACCCUAAGGUUGUUCCUACUGUCUUUUCUUGGAUACCUAUCUUCGGUAAUGCAAUUGAAUUUUCAAAAGAUCCUAUCACUUUCCUUAAAAAGUGUCAACAAAAAUAUGGCGAUGUUUUCACUUUCCAACUCUUGAAUAAACGUGUCACUGCUUGUUUAGGUCCUGACGGUAAUCAAUUUGUCUUUAAUGCUAAGCAAAACCUUGCUUCCGCUGCUGCUGCUUAUAAUCAUAUGACAAAAUAUGUCUUUGGUGAUGAUAUUGUAUUUGAUGCUCCUCAUAGUGUCUUUAUGGAACAAAAGAGAUUUAUUAAGGCUGGUUUGAAUAUUGAAACUUUCCGCAAGGAUGUACCCCUGAUCCUUGAUGAAUGUAACAAAUUCUUUGAUAAAUUUGAAAAGACAGGUACCUGUGAUGCCUACAAAAUGUUUGGUUCUCUCAUCAUCAACACUGCCUCUCGUGCUCUCUUGGGUCCUGAAAUUCGUAAUUCCCUUGACGAUGGUGUCGCUAAACUUUAUUAUGAUUUGGAUCAAGGUUUCCGUCCCAUUAACUUUAUGUUCCCUAAUUUACCUCUCCCUGCUUACCGUAGACGUGAUGAAGCGCGUGCAAAAUUGGCUGCACUUUAUGAACGUAUUAUUGAAAACAGACGUAAGCACCCUGAAGAACAACAUGAUGAUCUUCUUCAAACCCUUAUGGAUUCUCGUUAUAAGGAUGGUUCUCCUAUCCCUGAUCACCAAAUCUGUGGUAUCUUGACCGCUGCUCUUUUCGGUGGUCAACACACUUCCUCUACUACCUCUGCUUGGACUAUCUUGGAACUCGCUCAUCGUCCUGAUAUCAUUAAGGCUGUUCGUCAAGAGAUGAUUGAUAAACUUGGCUCUCUUCAAGUUGAUUUCACUUAUGAUAAUUUGGAAGAACUUACGUUGUUAGAGGAUGUCGUCAGAGAAACCCUCCGUCUUCAUCCUCCUAUCUUCAAUAUGAUGCGUCGUGUCGUUGCUGACAAGAUGAUUUAUGAAAAGAGUGGUCUUGAGAUUCCUAAGGGUAACUUCCUCUGUGCUGUUCCCGGUGUAACUCAAAUUGAUCCCAACUACUUUUACAAUCCUAUGAAAUGGGAACCUAUGCGUUGGUCUGAAAAAAAGGAUCCUGUCCAUCAACUUGAACAAGGUGAUGAUGCUAAUAUCGAUUAUGGUUUUGGUGCUGUCGGUAUUUCUUCUCGUAGUCCCUUCCUUCCCUUCGGUGCUGGUCGCCAUCGUUGUAUUGGUGAAAAGUUUGGUUAUUUGCAAUUAAAGGCCAUUAUCGGUACCUUUAUCAAGAGAUUCGAUUUUGAAACUGUUGCUGAAUCUGUUCCUAAGCCUGAUUAUACCUCCAUGGUCGUUGUUCCUUCUGAUAGCAGAAUUCGUUUCACUCGUAGAGAUUAAAUUGCUUCUUUUCAUAUUUUUUUAUACACAUAUAUACAUACAUACAUGUAUAUAUAUAAUAUAAUUUUUCUUUUUUUUUUUCGUUUAUUAACCUGUAAUUAUUAUGUAUCCAUACAACACAUACACACACAUCAAUAUUAUCUGUAGUCUUUUUUAUUAUUAUUAUUUACAUUUAGAAAAUAAAAAAAAA
This is a messenger RNA of Cokeromyces recurvatus, 1783 nucleotides long. RefSeq names its product lanosterol 14-alpha demethylase. Lineage: Eukaryota; Fungi; Mucoromycota; Mucoromycetes; Mucorales; Mucoraceae. The record is from RefSeq and is a predicted model, not a curated record. The transcript has 3 exons. Gene Ontology annotation, molecular function: iron ion binding; heme binding; oxidoreductase activity, acting on paired donors, with incorporation or reduction of molecular oxygen. Bases 64 to 1593 code for a protein of 509 amino acids.